AUGGCGGCCCGUUUUAUAAUCAGUGCGCUCCUGCUGGCCAGUCCGGCUGUGUGGGGCAAGCCCACGUUCGGACGCGAACACGUCCACAUCCGCAUCCAUCUGCCGGAAAGCGGUGGGGAUCAUGGAGGCCACGGAGGUGGUGAUUUCGGUGGACACGGCGGCGGCGGUGACUUUGGAGGUCAUGGGGGUGGCUAUGAGGUGCACUCCCACGAUGGUGGUUACAGUGCAGGAGGCGGCGGUGGUGGCGGCCAUGUUGCCACUUAUGCUGUCAUCACGGAGAACCACGGCUAUAGCGCCGGCGGUGGCGGGCACGGAGGUCAUAGCUCCGGUGGAUAUAGCUACGGCGGUGGACACGGAGGAUCUGGCCAUGAUGACGCCAAGAUUGCUGCCAUAGCAGCUGCUGCAGGUUCCUCCUCGUCCGACCAUGGACAUGGACACGGACACGGAGGCAGCGGACACGGUGGAGACUAUGGUGGCCAUGCCAUUGCUAACAUUGCAGCCAUCGCCGCCAGCUCGGACUCUUCGGCCCAUGGAGGCAGCAGUGGAGGAUACGGAGGCAGCACUGGCGGAUACGGUGGCUACAGCGGAGGAGGCGGUGGACACGACACGCAGCUGGUUGCUGCCGUUGCCGCUUCUAGCGAUGCGCACGGCUCCUCUGGUGGAUACGACGCUGGCUCCUCUGGCGGCUAUGGAGGUGGCUCGUCGUACAGCGGCGGAUCCUCCUACAGCAGUGGCUCCUCUUAUAGCAGCGGUGGCUCGUCCUACAGCAGCGGUGGCUACAGCGGUGGACAUGGCGGUGGGUACAGCGGUGGACAUGGUGGCUCCAGCUACGACACACAGGUGGUGGCUGCUGCUGCUGCUUCCGGCAGUGGUGGCUCCUAUGGAGGAGGAUCCUCUGGCGGUGACGGAUACAGCUAUUCGGCGCCAGCUGCCGGCGGCUGGUCAGGUUCCGGCGCCUCCAGCUGGUCGUAG
Messenger RNA from Drosophila serrata, 972 nucleotides. RefSeq lists its product as uncharacterized. The record is from RefSeq and is a predicted model, not a curated record. NCBI's taxonomy places the organism in Eukaryota, Metazoa, Arthropoda, Insecta, Diptera, Drosophilidae.